GUCCGAUCGUACAGCCUUUUAUUACCGCAGCCAAGCAAAUCCGUUCCAUUCAGCAAGAAGGAGAGAAAAAAUGUGACACGCGGGAAAUGAUGAAUGACACUUCUUGAGAGGUAGAAGCUUGGAGAAAUUUUUGGAAUUUAGUUCCUUCCUCGAUAUCGCAUAAUCUCUCUUUCCUUACUGAAAACGUUCGUGUUUCUGUUACGCCUCACUUUCGCAACGCUGAGGUUUCUACAACGCUAGCGGGACUUGUCGAUCUCCGUGUACCGUAGCAUUGUGAUUCCGCACCUGGUUUAGGACGGAGAUACUCUAUGAAAUUUUCCUGGACAAACUUCCUGGUUGUGCCUUUGUUCUCCAUGCAGGAUGCUUGCGAUUUGGAGACGUGCAUCCAAGCGCACCCAGACCAACGUGGCGAACGAAGAAACGCUGCAACAAGACACUGCAUCGCAAUCAGACAAACAACUUCAAUUUCUCUGCGCCACCGACUACAGACCGCAAUAGAUCGGUGUCCAGUCAGUCAACGUCAUCUGGUGGUUUUUCCUUCGCUUCAAGCUCUGCUGAGACAUUCCCGGGCUUCAUUCAAAAUUACAAAGGUAAACUUGGGGUUUCCCUUCUCCUUUUCGUGCAUAUUUACGCCUGUUAUCCGAUAGUGACAGUCUGCAAGAAUGAAGCUCUCGAGU
Molecule: messenger RNA, 677 nt
Organism: Radiomyces spectabilis
Lineage: Eukaryota; Fungi; Mucoromycota; Mucoromycetes; Mucorales; Radiomycetaceae
Exons: 1
Coding region: 309-647 (112 amino acids)
Source: RefSeq, a predicted model, not a curated record